UUUCGGCUCCUUUCUCUCACACUCUACUACUAUCAUUUUUUUUUUUUUUAAACACCAAAGCUCUCUCCUCAUUCUUGAAUCUUGAAUCUUCUUCUUCUACAGAGCAAUUUCUCUGUUACUCUCUGUAGCAUUUCGUCUUCGUCGUUGUAGAAAUGGCGAAGAAGUACGUGAGAGAGAACGUGCCUCUCUCGCGGUUCGGCGUGCUGGUUGCGCAAUUGGAGUCCAUAGUCGCCUCCGCCGCCCAGCAGCCUCCGGACGCUCUCCUCUGCUUCGAUCUCCUCUCUGAUCUCAUCUCCGCCAUCGACGAAGAGCCUAAGGAGUCUAUAUUGUUGUGGCAAAGAAAAUGUGAGGAUGCGCUAUAUUCCUUACUCAUUCUUGGUGCUCGACGGCCUAUGCGACAUUUGGCAUCGGUGGCGAUGGCAAUGAUUAUAUUUAAGGGAGAUCCCAUUUCGAUAUACUCCAGAGUGAGCAGUCUCCAAGGGUUUCUUUCUGAUGGGAAGAAAAGUGAGCCUCAGAGAGUUGCAGGUGUUGCUCAAUGCCUAGGAGAAUUAUACAAGCAUUUUGGGAGACGAAUUACCGCAGGUUUAUUUGAAACGACUACUAUUGCAACAAAACUUAUCAAGUUUCAUGAGGACUUUGUGAGACAGGAGGCUCUACAUAUGCUUCAAAAUGCUUUGGAAGGCUCUGGUGGUAGUGCUGCUUCUUCAGCAUAUACUGAAGCAUACCGUCUUAUCAUGCGAUUUGCCAUUGUGGAUAAGUCAUUUGUUGUUAGAAUAGCGGCAGCGAGAUGUCUCAAGGCAUUUGCCAGCAUUGGAGGGCCUGGUUUAGGCUUGGGUGAACUUGAUAACUCAGCCGCUUAUUGUGUGAAGGCACUAGAGGAUCCUGUUUCAUCUGUUCGGGAUGCAUUUGCAGAAGCUUUGGGCUCCUUGCUUGCUCUCGGAAUGAAUCCUGAGGCACAGGUUCAACCAAGGGGAAAAGGUCCUUUUCCUCCAGCAAAGAAAUUAGAAGGUGGUUUGCAAAGGCAUUUAGCUUUGCCCUUCACAAAAGCAAGUGGAGCUCGCUCUAAGGAUAUACGAGUUGGCUUAACCUUGUCUUGGGUAUUCUUUUUACAGGCUAUUCGUCUAAAGUAUCAGCAUCCAGAUAGUGAGCUUCAAAACUUUGCUUUGCAAGUUAUGGACAUGCUUGGUGCUGAUACUUGUAUUGAUGCCCAUCCAUUGGCAUGUGUUCUCUACAUCCUUCGGGUUGGCAUAACUGAUCAGAUGACAGAACCCACUCAAAGGAACUUUUUGGUUUUCCUUGGAACGCAGCUUCAGUCCCAUGAUGCUAGCCCUUCCAUGAAAGCUUCUGCCUUACGUACAUUGUCAUAUACCCUGAAAACACUGGGAGAGGUUCCAUUUGAAUUCAAGGAAGUUCUUGAUAACACGGUUAUGGCAGCAAUAUCUCAUCCUGCACAACUUGUACGCGUUGAGGCUGCUUUGGCAUUGCGUGCAUUGGCUGAGGUUGAUCCAACCUGUGUUGGUGGUUUGAUUUCUUAUGGGGUGACCACGCUAAAUGCUUUGAGAGAGAAUGUUUCUUUUGAAAAGGGAAGCAAUUUGCAAUUUGACCUUGAUUCUUUGCAUGGGCAAGCUACUGUGUUGGCAGCCUUGGUUUCCAUUUCACCAAAGUUACCUCAUGGUUAUCCAGCUAGAUUGCCCAGAUCAGUGCUCGAAGUUUCAAAAAAGAUGCUGACGGAAUCUAGUCGAAACCCUGUGGCCUCCACAGUUGAAAAAGAAGCUGGAUGGUUACUUUUGUCAUCACUGUUAGCUUCCAUGCCAAAGGAGCAGGAGCUUGAAGACCAGGUUUUUGAUAUUCUUUCCUUAUGGGUUACUGUGUUCAGUGGAAAUCCUGCACAUGAAAUCGUGCAAACUGGAGAUUUAACAUUUAGGAUACGUGUAUGGUCUGCUGCAGUUGAUGCACUCACGGCAUUUGUAAGGUGCUUUAUUUCUCCUAAUGCUGCGAACAGUAGAAUUUUACUUCAACCAGUGCUUGUAUACCUCAGUAGUGCUUUAUCCUACAUUUCAGUGGCAACAGCUAAAGAGAUGCCAAAUUUGAAGUCUGCAGUAGACAUACUUAUAAUCAAGACUUUAAUUGCUCAUCAGUCGCUGCCUGAUCCAUUGACAUAUAAGAGUGACCACCCCCGGAUUAUUCAGUUGUGCACAACUCCUUUCAGAGUUGCUUCUGGAUGUGAGGAAAGUUCAUGCUUGCGGUUGCUGUUAGACAAGCGAGAUGCGUGGUUGGGUCCCUGGAUUCCUGGAAGAGAUUGGUUUGAAGAUGAACUUCGGGCUUUUCAAGGUGGAAAAGAUGGCCUAAUACCUUGCGUAUGGGAGAACGAGCUUUCUAGUUUUCCUCAGCCGGAGACAAUAAGCAAGACAUUGGUGAACCAGAUGCUUCUGUGUUUUGGAGUAAUAUUUGCUGCUCAGGAUAGUAGUGGGAUGCUCGCACUUCUUGGAAUAAUAGAGCAGUGUUUGAAAGCUGGAAAGAAACAAUCAUGGCAUGCAGCCAGUGUCACCAAUAUAUGUGUGGGGUUGCUAACUGGAUUCAAGGCUUUGCUUUCAUUACGUCCCCAACCACUAGGACCAGAAAUCAUAAGUUCAGCACAGUCUAUUUUUCAGAGUAUUCUGGCAGAGGGAGACAUUUGUGGGUCACAACGUAGAGCAUCGUCUGAAGGUCUUGGUCUUUUAGCUCGCCUUGGAAAUGAUAUUUUUACAGCAAGAAUGACUAGAUUGUUGCUUGGUGACCUAAGUGGAGCAAUAGACCCAAACUAUUCUGGAUCAAUUGCUAUGGCACUUGGCUGCAUCCAUCGCAGUGCAGGAGGAAUGGCUUUGUCAACUUUGGUGCCUGCAACCGUGAGCUCAAUCUCUUUGCUGGCUAAAAGUUCUUUAGCUGGUUUGCAGAUCUGGUCUUUGCAUGGACUUCUUUUGACCAUUGAAGCUGCUGGUUUGUCCUUUGUAUCUCAUGUCCAGGCCACACUUGGCCUUGCCAUGGACAUUCUUUUGUCUGAGGAGAAUGGAUGGGUUGAGCUUCAGCAAGGAGUAGGCCGCCUCAUAAAUGCUAUUGUUGCUGUUCUUGGUCCUGAACUUUCUCCAGGAAGCAUUUUCUUUUCACGCUGCAAGUCUGUUGUUGCAGAGAUAACCUGCCAAGAAACAGCAACAAUGCUAGAGAGUGUACGCUUUACACAACAACUUGUCCUUUUUGCACCACAAGCUGUGUCAGUGCACUUGCAUGUUCAAACUCUUCUCCCGACACUAUCCUCAAGACAGCCAACUUUAAGGCAUCUUGCUGUCUCUACUCUGCGACAUCUCAUAGAAAAGGAUCCCGUUUCCAUCAUUGAUGAGCAAAUAGAAGAUAAUUUGUUCCAUAUGCUGGAUGAAGAAACUAAUUCUGAGAUUGGGAAUCUGGCACGUACCACAAUUAUGCGAUUGCUAUAUGCAUCGUGCCCUUUACGUCCAUCUCAUUGGAUAUCAAUAUGUCGUAACAUGGUUCUUGCUAUGUCAACAAGGAGAACUGAACAUAAUAAAAAUAUAGUAAAGGAUCCGUCAAAUGAUCCAGAUGGUGACACAAGGAUAAAUUUUGGAGAAGAUGAUGAAACCAUGGUUUCUAGCUCCGAAGGCAUGCCAGGACAAGGCUAUAAAUUUGAAUCUGCCAGCAUAAUGCCUAAUAGGGAGAAACACCUCAGAUAUCGAACCAGGGUUUUUGCUGCUGAGUGUUUGAGUCAUCUACCCAGAGCUGUGGGAAAGAAUCCAGCUCAUUUUGACCUCUCUUUGGCAAGGAAACAAUCUGCGAAUGGACAAGUUUCUUGUGAUUGGCUAGUACUCCAUGUACAAGAGUUAAUAUCACUUGCUUAUCAGAUAAGCACAAUCCAGUUUGAAAACAUGCAGCCAAUUGGUGUCGGGCUUCUGAGUACAAUUAUGGAUAAGUUUGAAAGGGUACCUGAUCCUGAGCUUCCAGGACACCUUCUACUUGAACAGUAUCAGGCCCAACUGGUAUCUGCAGUUCGCACUGCCUUGGACACAUCUGCAGGCCCUAUUCUAUUGGAGGCAGGCUUACAGCUGGCUACUAAGAUACUGACAAGCGGAAUAAUUAGUGGUGAUCAAGGUGCAGUUAAACGCAUAUUUUCCUUGAUUUCACGCCCAUUGAAUGAGUUCAAGGAACUCUAUUAUCCUUCUUUUGCUGAAUGGGUCUCAUGCAAGAUCAAGAUAAGACUUCUGGCUGCUCAUGCCUCUCUCAAGUGUUAUACAUAUGCAUUUUUGAGGAGACACCAUAGUGGGAUUCCAGAUGAAUAUCUAGCAUUGUUACCUUUAUUUUCAAAGAGUUCAAGUAUACUGGGGAAGUACUGGAUCCGGGUAUUGAAGGAUUACAGCUAUAUUUGCCUUUGUUUGCAUCUCAAGAAGAAUUGGAACCCGUUCCUUGAUGGAAUCCAAUCGCCUUUGGUUUCUUCAAAGUUGCAGCCUUGUUUGGAAGAAUCCUGGCCAGUAAUUUUGCAAGCACUUGUACUGGAUGCAGUUCCUCUGAAUCUUGAAGCCAUUGAACAUUCCACAGACACUGUUGAGAAUAUGGCAAGAAGCUUAGUAUCUGGGUAUAGCAUGGUUGAACUAGAGUUAGGAGAAUUUAGGUUUCUAUGGGGCUUUGCUCUGCUUGUUCUUUUUCAGGGACAGCAUCUAACACUUGGUGAAUCUAAAUUGUCGUUAACAUUUGCUAAAGCAAUACAUGCCGAAGACUCACCAAUUGAAGAAAUGGAUCCCCCAGGGUUGAACUUAUAUGAAAUUGUGCUACCGGUGUUCCAGUGUCUCUCUACUGAAAGAUUUUUUAGUGCUGGAUUUCUUACUAUGGAUAUUAGCAGAGAAUUGUUGCAGGUGUUAUCAUACUGCACAUACAUGGAUAAUUCAUUUAACAGUCUUGCAAUAUCUGUUCUAUCACAGAUUGUGCAGAACUGCCCUGAAGAAUUUCUUGAAGCAGAAAAUUUUUCUUACAUGACAAUGGAACUUUGUUUGGCUUACCUCUUUAAAAUGUUUCAAUGUACCAGUGCAACUUCACCAGAUCAGCCAAACUGGGUGGAAUUGAUCUCAACAUUACUUUUUACUGCAAAGACACUGUUGAAGCGUUUUGAAACUAAGUUGCAGAAGCAGUUGGAAUCAGUGGUGUUGGCGUUUCUUUUAAUUGGUUACAGGUGCAUUAGAGAAGCCCCUACUGAAUUAUGCUUCUCCAAAGUUAUUGAUUUUGUCAAGUGCACUACUUUGUCAUUGGAGAAACUUAUUGGUGAUAAUUCAAAACUCGGUGACGAUGGUAUACUCCAUCUCAGAACAGUUAUUGGGACUUGUCUGGAUGUGAUUACUAAUUUGGCUACGGAUUUCAUUGAGGACAUCCAUCUGCUGGAGUAUAAGAGAUCUGACUUGCGAAAACUACAUCAAAUGAAAAUUGCUUUCUCAGUUGAACAAACUAUAUCAUUUGCCAAGCUGGUUCAUGAAAUUGAAGGUCUUGACGAGAGUGAAGGCAGCGAUCCCGUCUAUUUUACGCUGUUCAAGUGUUGCACUGAAUGCAUCCGAACAUUACUCACUGAUUCAAGUAUACUGGUUCAAUCAAUUGGUUUACAAGUGCUUAAAAGUAGUGUACAGAAAGGCACCAUUGAAAACAGUGCUUUUGUAAUAUUUUUGGUUGGAGAGCAUAUUAGAGAUAUUUUCACCAUAAUCCAGAAGACAUUAAAGAAACCUCUAACCAAAGAAUCAGUAACUAUUGUCAGUGAGUGCUUGAGAAUCUUAGUGCUCCUUCAGACACUGUCCAAAGGUAGUGAAUCUCAGAGAAGUUUUAUGAAUUUGCUUUUUGAAGCCAUCAUCAUGGUUUUCUUGGCAACAGAAGAUGGAAUUUCUAAGGAAGUCGGUGACAUAAGAAGCAUCUCUGUAAAGCUUGUUUCUCACCUAGCUCAAAUCCCUUCCUCAGCAGUUCACUUCAAGGAUGUCCUGUUGUCAAUGCCUCCAAUGCACAGGCAGCAACUUCAGGGGGUUAUUCGUGCUUCUGUAACACAAGAUCAUGAUGCAACACAAAUGAAGGCUGUGACACCAUCGUUAGAGAUAAAAUUACCAAUUUUGACAGAUGGAAGUAGGGAAAAACAAUCCCCACCAUUGGCCACCGCGAUACACUCGGAUAGCAUGGAAGAGGAUGAAGAGGAUGAGGAUGACUGGGAUAAUUUCCAGUCUUUUCCUGCGUCUACAAAUCCAGCUGGAAAUGACUCAAAAGUAGAGAGUGUUGCUAAAGACCCUGGCCUGGUUCAAAAUUCUUCUGAUCUGAAAAAUAAUACUGGAAGUGAUGACUUUCAAGAACACUCUACUUCCCAACCUCACAACAAUGUGAAAGAGAUCAACAAUGCAGAGCAUCAAGAGGCUGGUGAAGAAGUCAUAUCUGAUAGGCCUGGCAGUCCGGUGUCUCUGCAGAGUGAUGCACCAAGUGGUGGAAUUGGGAUGCAUGAAGCCAGUGAUUUCCAAACUAACGAUAGUAUUAAGCCAUGUGAUGAUCAGCCUGAGGAAAAAGAGGAAGUGGUUCAAAGCCAAGAGAGAGAUGAAACGGUAGUUUCAAGCCACGAGAAUGAAAAAAUAUCAUCAGAUCUUCAACAUGAAGUGAGAAAUGAGAACCCAGAUAACAAUGUUGAUCAGAUAUUAGCAGAUUCUCUGCCUCUUGAAGACAUUUGUAAUGAAACUCAUGGAGAAGGAAAUCGAGAAAACGAAGAGAAAACCACAUGAAGAUGCCAGAAAGAAAAUGAUGGCUGAAAAUAAUAGCAGUGACCACUGGCAACAAGAGACGAGGUGUAUGAAAUUAUUAAAUUGCGAAAUUGUAGCUUUUCUCUUACUCCCGCGUAAAAAUAUAAGAGUACGCCGGCUAAAAAGGACGAGGAAGUUUGUACUUUCAAUGCAUUAGUUGUUUUAUUAUUAAGAGAAUUAGUAUAGCGAACUCAAUAUUGAACUAAAGCAUGUUACCUUUUAAACAAUUUGUGAGAGAGGGAGUCCGUUUUAUUCAAUUUUCUCUACGUUUUCUUCUAA
This is a messenger RNA of Quercus lobata, 7067 nucleotides long. It is a transcript of the gene SWEETIE, whose product is annotated as HEAT repeat-containing protein. The coding region runs from base 153 to 6770 and encodes 2205 amino acids. Gene Ontology annotation, biological process: carbohydrate metabolic process. NCBI's taxonomy places the organism in Eukaryota, Viridiplantae, Streptophyta, Magnoliopsida, Fagales, Fagaceae. The record is from RefSeq and is a predicted model, not a curated record. The transcript has 48 exons.